AUGGACACGGAAUCUUAUGCGCUUUCGGAUGCCAGCGAGUUCAAAAAGCUUGUGAACAACAUAAACAAGACGGUAGGGAGGUUAAAGAAAGCGAACACCCUCACGAGAAGAGAGGCACUGUCCGCGAAAGCCACUGACACCGCGAUGGCACGCUUCUACGGCCUGCCCAAGGUACACAAGCCAGGAGUGCCCCUCCGCCCAAUCGUCUCUCUACGUGGCACCCCAACCUUUGGACUGUCAAAGUGGCUGUACCAGCGACUGUGUUUCCUCAUCAAAGACUCAGAGUGGACGGUGAAGUCAGCUGAAGAGUUCUUAACUCGCAUACGUCAUCGUAGAGUAGAGCCAGACGAGAUGAUGGUGUCCUUUGACGUGGUUUCACUGUUCACUUCUAUCCCGCCCGACCUGGCCAUCGACACUCUCGACGGACUUCUCCGAGAAAAAUAUGACGAGACCGACCAACAGCUUAAACGAGUGCACAUCAUCGAGCUCCUAGAACUGUGUCUCAAGACUUUCUUCACGUUUAACGGCCAAGUGUACGAGCAAAAAAAGGAACGCCAAUGGGUUCACCUCUGUCUGGACUAA
Messenger RNA from Spirometra erinaceieuropaei, 582 nucleotides. The record is from the annotation of a GenBank genome assembly. NCBI's taxonomy places the organism in Eukaryota, Metazoa, Platyhelminthes, Cestoda, Diphyllobothriidea, Diphyllobothriidae.